AUGGCUUCCUACUACUGUGUGCUCAACAUCGCUGCGCAUGCCACCGCUGAGGAGAUCAAGGUCGCCUUCAAGCGGUGCGCCUUGCAGGUCCAUCCAGACAAAGGUGGGAGCAAGGAGGCGUUUCACGCGGUGUACCAGGCAUUUGAGACCUUGGCAGACCCAGAAGCCCGCAAGCGGUACGACGAUCAACUGCCAACUCUCAAGAAGGUGACAAAGCAAACAUAUAGCUGUAAAAGAACGGGGGCAAAGUCAAAGAAGAAGCGCCCAGAGCAAAAGCACUCAGCUGCAGAGUCAGACCGCUCAAGACAUUCAGGUGCCGAAUCUGCAGAUGCAUCCUCACAUGAGAAGCUAUUGACAAAGCUCUAUGAACUCUUGAAAAGAUUGCCCCGCAAGCUCCGAAACGAUGUCAUCGCACGGGAGUUCUCGCAAAAGCAACGCUUGCUUCUUGAAAAGUGGAUUGUGCUUCAGCGUGAGGCUGAAACAGAUGAUGUGACGCCGAUGCCUGGUGGGCCUGGUGGGCCUUGUGGGCCUUGUGCCCAGGAAGUCAAGCCGCUUAAGCCUGUCACUGUCUCCGACUCACAUGGAUCCAUGCUCGCGCUGACACACCAGCCUUUUGCGUUGGGCGGCAGUGCUUUGAGCUUGCCAGCUGUGUCCCACGGAAAACGACGGAGGAAGAAGUACGUGGCAAUCAAAGGUAUUGCUAGGUGUGGUAGUCGAAAGACGAUUUCGGAGGACAGUCGCAUCUACAGAGCCAACACUGUCAUCGCGACAAUUUCAAUUUGGUCCCGGUAUUGCGACUUGGCAACGGCGAUUGAAUUCUUGGUGAUUCUCACAUCUAUUAAGCAAAAGAUGCAUGGUACCUUGAGGGAUGCCGAAACAAACUUUGAGAGUUGCCUGCAAGAAGCUUUGGAGAGAUCUCUCAUUGAGCAUGGCAGGAGCUAUGAAGACUUGAGUCCCCGAUUUGCCGUGCACCAAAGCUUCGGAUUUUUUCUUGGACCAUGCAGACAUGUGUCCUCCCCUGCAGUUCGCUCUGUCAGAGAAGUGGCACAUCUCCGCAGAUGUAUGGAUCCCUUUCGAGAAUGCGCCCGGCGUCGGAGUUGGGGACGAGCAACCAUGAUUUGGCAUUUUGGAUUGGGGGACCUAGAAGACUUGUGGGAUCGUUUUCAGAAAGCUGUGGCCGAGAUGUGGCGCAGUGCUGGCGAAGGUCGAAGUGCCAAGCAGCUGAGGAGAGUUCGUUCCUUGUAUGUCUCGCAUGCAGGCGUGCGUAACAAGCACGUGCAGUACUGGGAGCGCCAGCAUAUGGGCAUGAAUGACAGAAACAAGCACAGGCCAUCUAGAUUGCGCGAUCGUUGCGAUCGCAGUGCGGAUGCGACACGAAAGCUUACUGACAAGGUGCUACAAAAAGUCAGGAAGCUGCUGCUUCGAUGGCAGAAUGCUUUGCGGAAGAAGGACGAGAUGGCUUUGCAGAAGCAGCGGCAGAGAUUCUUGCAGGAACGCAGGAAACAGGAGCUUGCACAGCGGAAACGUGCCAGGGAGGAGCAGAAGGCUGAACGCUUGCGGAGAGAAGCUUUGCGCAGGAAGAUGAUGUCUGACCUCACCAUGGACGAGAUUCUUGGUCACUCAGAGUGUCACUCAGCUAUUCUGGAGCGGCACAUGUGA
Messenger RNA from Durusdinium trenchii, 1659 nucleotides. The record is from the annotation of a GenBank genome assembly. NCBI's taxonomy places the organism in Eukaryota, Dinophyceae, Suessiales, Symbiodiniaceae.